AUGACUGAUUGUGGUCGCUGUGUGAGACCGAUCCCUAAAACUGGGAAAAAUGCUCCUAAGGUGGAUUGUGCUGAAUGUAAAUUGUCAUUUCAUGGAAAAUGUGUCGAUCUUACACCUGACGACAUUCAGUAUUACGUCGAGAACAAUACCGUAUGGAGGUGUGAAGCUUGCGCCAAGGAACGACGUAAGAGCAUGGCCCUUGAGUCAUCUAUGACCUCUACCAUUACCAAAGAGGAUGUUUUUAAUCUAGUAUCGGAAUUGAGAAAGGACCUGAGAGGAGUUGAAGCUGGACUGGGCAAAUCGAUCAACACUGCCUUUGAAGAGUUAAAAGAGACUAAAGGCCUGGUUAGUAAACAAGGAGAGGAAAUGUCAGCACUCUUAGAACUUGUAAACAAACUCUCCACGGAAAACGCUGCCCUCAGGAAUAAGGUCGCUAUGCUCGAGAGCCGUAUGGACGACAUCGAACAGUAUUCCAGGAGGGAUACUAUCGAGAUACACGGUAUCCCGGCUGAUAGAGGAGAACAGAUCGUCGAGGUGGUGAAAACAGUGGGGCGAGCCUUGGACCUGACGAUAGAUGAAAAUAUGAUCAGUGCUUGCCAUAGACUGCGAAACAGGGAAGGAUCUGGCAAGCCCCCUGGAAUUAUAGUGAAGAUGACCCGACGCAUGGAUGCUGAGGCUGUCCUCCAAAAAAGGCGAGUGAAGCGUAAUUUAAAUACGCACGAUAUAGGCCUAACUGCAAGUCCUGCGAUGCCUAUAUAUAUUAAUGAAAGCCUGAGCCCUGGACGACGCCGACUUCUGAACGCAGCCCGGGAAAAGAAAAGUGAAAAACAUUACACGUAUCUAUGGAUCAGAGGAGGCAAGAUAUUAAUGAGGAAGGCGGAGGGCGAACCUGUGAAAGUUGUAACUUCGCUGGCGGACCUAGAUAAAUUGUGA
Molecule: messenger RNA, 933 nt
Organism: Homalodisca vitripennis (glassy-winged sharpshooter)
Lineage: Eukaryota; Metazoa; Arthropoda; Insecta; Hemiptera; Cicadellidae
Exons: 1
Coding region: 1-933 (310 amino acids)
Source: RefSeq, a predicted model, not a curated record